Molecule: messenger RNA, 1458 nt
Organism: Cadophora gregata
Lineage: Eukaryota; Fungi; Ascomycota; Leotiomycetes; Helotiales; Ploettnerulaceae
Exons: 4
Coding region: 1-1458 (485 amino acids)
Biological process (GO): transmembrane transport
Cellular component (GO): membrane
Molecular function (GO): ABC-type transporter activity; ATP binding; ATP hydrolysis activity
Source: RefSeq, a predicted model, not a curated record
AUGGUCAUGUCUAUGCUUUUCCGAACAAUAGCUGCUAGCUCUCGCACGCUCGCCCAGGCCAUCGCCCCUGGAUCACUCAUCAUCGUGGCUCUCAUGAUCUACUCUGAAUUUUCACUACCAAAACCUUAUAUCCUGGGUUGGUCUGAAUGGAUUUUCUAUCUGGAUCCUCUGUCUUACGCAUUCGAGAGCAUGAUGGUGAAUGAGUUCAGCAACCGAAACUUCCCGUGUUCGCAGUACGUUCCUUUUGGUGGGGCUUACGAUCAGAUUACUGGUGAGCAAAGGGUCUGCUCGGCUGUUGGAUCUCGUCCUGGACUUCCUUUCGUGGUGGGAGAUGACUUCAUUGAAUCCUCGUAUCAUUAUUUCCGCUCCCAUAAAUGGCGAAAUAUCGGCAUUCUUUUCGCUUACAUGAUUGGUCUGGGGGCAACUUAUCUUCUUGCGACUGAAUAUAUCACCGAGAAAAAGUCCAAGGGAGAGGUUCUCCUGUUCCGUCGUGGCGCAAUCCCGAAGAGUGCAGCUGCCAAGUCAACUGACGAGGAAUCUACAUUGACCCUUUUCAAGAAACAGAGUGAUGCGGAAGUCAACCAGGGGCCAAAGGUUGCUAAACAGACAGCUAUUUUUCACUGGGAAGACGUGUGCUAUGACAUAAAGAUCAAAAGCGAGGAACGUCGGAUUUUGGACCAAGUCGAUGGCUGGGUCAAGCCUGGAACCUUGACAGCUCUCAUGGGAGUCUCUGGUGCAGGAAAGACCACCCUGCUUGAUGUUCUUGCCAGUCGGAUAACAAUGGGUGUGAUAUCUGGUGGCAUUUUCGUCGAUGGUCAACAGCGGGAUGAUUCAUUCCAGCGCAAAACAGGCUACGUCCAACAACAAGACCUUCAUCUGUCAACAUCAACAGUCCGGAAAGCUCUCAACUUCAGCGCUCUAUUACGGCAGCCUCGAGACGUACCAAAACAGGAGAAGCUCCGCUACGUCGACGAAGUGAUCGAGCUCUUGGACAUGGAACUCUACGCUGACGCUAUCGUUGGAGUUCCUGGCGAAGGACUGAACGUCGAGCAGAGAAAAUGUCUUACAAUCGGAGUCGAACUUGCAGCUAAACCUCAACUUCUUUUGUUCCUCGAUGAGCCAACCUCAGGUCUUGACAGUCAAACAUCGUGGAUUAUCUGUGACUUAAUGGAGAAACUGAAGAACAGCGGCCAGGCCAUUCUUUGCACCAUCCAUCAGCCUUCGGCUAUGCUUUUUCAACACUUUGAUCGAUUACUGUUCCUCGCUAAGGGCGGAAAGACGGUGUAUUUUGGCGACAUCGGGACGAACUCGAAGACCUUGCAGGAUUAUUUUGAGCGAAAUGGUGCGCCGCAAUGCCCACCUGCAGCGAACCCAGCUGAAUGGAUGUUGGAAAUCAUUGGUGCCGCUCCGGGAUCCAGCACCGAGAUCGACUGGCCAGAAACUUGGCCAGAAACUUAG